Messenger RNA from Symphalangus syndactylus (siamang), 567 nucleotides. RefSeq names its product heterogeneous nuclear ribonucleoprotein A3-like. The record is from RefSeq and is a predicted model, not a curated record. Gene Ontology annotation, biological process: mRNA splicing, via spliceosome. Gene Ontology annotation, cellular component: catalytic step 2 spliceosome. Lineage: Eukaryota; Metazoa; Chordata; Mammalia; Primates; Hylobatidae. Gene Ontology annotation, molecular function: mRNA 3'-UTR binding.
AAUGGGCAUAAUUAUGAAGCGAAAAAGGCCCUCUCUAAACAAGAGAUGCAGUCUGCAGGAUCACACAGAGGUCGUGGAGGUGGAUCUGGCAAUUUUAUGGGUCGCGCGGGAAACUUUGGAGGUGGCGGAGGUAAUUUUGGCCGUGGUGGAAACUUUGGUGGAAGAGGAUGCUAUGGUGGUGGAGGUGGUGGCAGCAGAGGUAGUUAUGGAGGAGGUGAUGGUGGAUAUAGUGGAUCUGGAGGAGAUGGUGGCAACUAUGGCGGUGGUCCUGGUUAUAGAAGUAGAGGGGGCUAUGGUGGUGGUGGACCAGGAUACGGAAACCAAGGUGGUGCACACGGUGGAGGUGGUGGAGGAUAUGACGGUUACAAUGAAGGAGGAAGUUUUGGCGGUGGCAACUACGGUGGUGGUGGCAACUCUAAUGAUUUUGGAAGUUAUAGUGGACAACAGCAAUCAAAUUAUGGACCCAGGGAAGGGGGCAGUUUUGGUGGAAGAGGCUCGGGCAGUCCCUAUGGUGGUGGUUAUGGAUCUGGUGGUGGAAGUGGUGGAUAUGGUAGCAGCAGGUUCUAA